Molecule: messenger RNA, 444 nt
Organism: Ustilaginoidea virens
Lineage: Eukaryota; Fungi; Ascomycota; Sordariomycetes; Hypocreales; Clavicipitaceae
Exons: 1
Coding region: 1-444 (147 amino acids)
Source: RefSeq, a predicted model, not a curated record
AUGUACCUCUAUAUCAUACGUUACUUAGCUAUUCAAUAUACUGUCAUACAACAACCAAGUGAUGAUAUCCAGCAGCAACCGUCUACUAAAGAGCUAUUAAUAUCUUCUGAUGCUACUUUUGCCGAUGAUAAAAAGACCCGAAAGUCUACCCAGAGCUCUUUCUUCAGCCUAUUUGGCGGACCUAUUGGUUGGGAAGCCACUAAACAACACACCAUUACUAUAUCUUCCACCGAAGCAGAGCUACUAGCACUAUCAUCAACUGCUAAGACCACUAUAUCUGUAACCCGUCUUAUGGAACAACUAGGACUUAAGCUUGAUCAUAAGGUUACUAUUGAGUGCGAUAACCUACAAGCUAUACGCCUAGUAACAACAACAAUGCCCCGUAUUAACACUGCAUUAAAGCAUGUUGAUAUCCACAACAGCUGGCUGCGACAGGCUUAUUAG